GCGCACGACGAGCUCGCUCGCUUGCUCGGCUCUUUUUCUAGUGGUCACAGUGGAACGUAGCCCUCGUGCCGGCUGGACGCCCGCGCGUCGGAAAUAUGUCGGCGCCCAAAAUAACCACGGCGUAGCACGCAGCAGCAGCCACUGCACUUUCGCCGCGACUGCCGGAAAUCGCGCGAGCUUGCGACCAAACUUUUAUCAGUGUUUUCUUCGGCGACUCGUCCGCGAUCGUUUGACACUUGCUCCAUCCGUGCUCUUCCUUUCGAGGGCCACGACUGUCAGACGCGUGCACAUGGAUUUUCGCAGUGCACUUUACGGGUGAUUUUCUAGUGCUCGGUUCGUCCAAGCUCGCUGUCAGUCUCGUCCACGAUGGGUUAAUAAGCUUCCGUGGGAAACAAGCAGUGAAACUUUGACGACAGAUUAUCGCCGAAAGCAGUAAAUGUCGCAGUAACGAUCGGAAGUGAUUUCCAGGCGAUGGAUGCAGCGAGUAACGCCGAGUAUGAAUGAAGCAGCGCGGUGCGAAGGUGCCUAUGGCAAUAGUAUCGGAGGUCGAGAAUGUAGUCGUGAAAAGAGCGAGCGGUGAGUCGCGCAAUGGCCGACGAAGGCAGCAGCAAGUCCGCGAAGGGGACGGCGGCGCGAGCGCGCAAGCGGAGGCGCCGCGAGGAGCCGACGGAGAAGCUGCCGACGCCGCCGCCGCCGCCGCCGCCGCCGCCGCCGGAGCCGCGCGCGCGGACGGAGAGCGGAGGGCGCCCGCCGCAGCCGAGCGCCUUCCAGCAGCUGGACCGGCUGCACUCGAUGAUGGAGCAGAUGCUGGAGCUGCGCGCCAAGAGCGCCCGGCUGUUUCGCAGGAUCCGCGAGCUGGAGCGCUUCGGGGCGCUGAAGCGGCUGGAGGCGAGCACGCGGCGCACCUUCCUGCGGGCCGAGCUCGAGCCCGCGGCGCCCGAGGAGGACGUGGGCUUCGCCGAGUCGCUGCUCGGCGCGAUGCUCGAGUCGUCGGCGACCUCCUCGGCCGGCAGCCAGUCGGCCGCGGCCGGCUGCGCGGCGGUCGCCUCCCAGCGGGCGGCCCGGGCCAAGAGCUUCCGGGCGCCGGUGGCGCGGCAGCGCAGCCGGUCCAUCGGCGCCGCGGCCGGCGCGCCGGCGCCGCCCCGCGGCGCGGCCACGCGGGCCAGCUGCCACCUCGGCCGCAGCGCCAAGAGGAACUCGCUGGCCGGCGCGCUCGGCUUGGCCGCCGUCCCGCCCAAGGUCAGCAAGUGGACCAAGGUCAAGGCGGCCUUCAAGUGGGAGAAGGCGGGCGCCGGCACCGGCCUCGAGCAGCAGGACGCCGCCAGGUUCCUCAAGAUACCCGACGCGCCGGACGGCUGCAGCGCCGCUACGGCCAACACCACGCCGUCCGACUCGUCGCCGAGGACCGCCGAGCUCUCGGGGCCGCCUAGCCCUGGCACCAUCUCCUCUUCUUCGUCCAUCGACGAUCUUUACGCCGGUGUGCGGAAACGAAUGCACGCAGCAAGACCGACCACGCGAGAGACCGAAGAAGACCCAACUCGUAGAAGUAGAUCUCUAGACGGCGAAAUUAUCAUUCCUCAAAACACUCAACAUUCACGAGAUAGCGUUGUAAGAAGACUGGACAAAGGGCACAAGAGCGCCUGGGGCAUGGUGAAGGACAUUAUUCAAUCUCGGCGGGAAAGCGUGAGGAGACCGCUGCCCCGGGCAAGUUUGCGCAGCGAAGACGGCUACUCUCUAUCGAGCCACGAGUCUUCCGACAUGAUUCACGAAAUUGCCGCGGCAUCGGAUCAAAGCGCCAGCAGCCAGGUGCAGGUGACCGUGUCGGAGAGCUCGCUGCUGAGCGUGGCGUCGCCGAAGCCCUCGAGCCCCGGCGGCAACGGCAGCGAGGUCGUCGACCUCGCCUCGCGGCGACUCACGCCCACCCUGACGAUCACGGUGCCGUCGAGCGAGGAGCUGCGGCUCUCGUCCCCGGAGUCCUGCGUGUCGGCGUCGCCCGUCUCGCGCCGCCGCCAGCUCGACUCGACGGACGAGCGCUCGCCCUCGGAGGAGCCGGACUCGGCUUCCUCGCCUAAGCCGCAGACUGGCCAGGCCAGCGUCGAGCUCGGCAAACGGCGACGCUCCGCGGGCCAGAAUGCCGCCGACAAGCAGCAGCAGCAGCAGCAGCAGCCGCCGCCCAGACUGCAACGCCAGGACUCCAAGUGGAACAAAGUCAAGAGAGCCUUCCUCACGAGUACCUCCUCCGUGCCACCCAGCCCCAGCAGGACUUCGUCAUUUUUCGACGAAACCGACGGAGGGGGCAGCUACAGCGCGAGCGCCGAGGAUUUGGACAACAACGGCGGCGCGAGUCCGAGCAUUCAGAGCGACAUCCAGCGAAACUACCAAAUUCUUCACGACAAACUAAGCGUCGAGUUCAACCGCAAGCUCGCAGAGUGGCAGAACAUGAAGAACGGUCAGUCUUCCGGAAGCACAUCGCGGACGAGCGCAACUUCGCCGAAGGAGAAGGAUUCGGCUAACGCGCUGCUGAUGGGCGAAGAGCAGCUGACUCCCGAAUUCAAGAAGAAACUGCAGGAGUGGAAGCGCAUCAAGAAGACUGGCAGCAAUCCGUCCGGCACGACGUCGCCCGAAAAUCAACUGUUCCGUAGGCGGCUGACCGACUGGCAGAUUUGGCGGACGCCCGCUAAAAGCGAAAGCAAGACUCCGGAAAGCGAGCCUGGAAAAGCGCAUAUGUCGGAAGACUUCAGGAAGAAAAUGGAAGAGUGGAAAAAAAUAAAAUCAACGCGUUCCGACGAAGAGCAAAGUGCUGCUGAAAGAAAAGGUUCGGUCGAGCUAAUCCAGCAGGCGAAACAAAUGAGCGAGAGGUGGAAAACAUUGGACGAAAAAGAAUUCCAGCCGUUAGACAGAGUGAUAGCGAUGAUAGAGAGAGAACAGAAAAUGAUCGAAGAGCAGCGAGAUAGAUUACUAGAUCAUAAACUGAGAUUAAACGAUCCGAGUCGAGUUCUCAACUCGGCGCACGCAAAAAGAGAAGUGCUCGUGCACACGUCCACGGGAUACUACAAAUUCGAAGGAAUCUCUCAAGAAUUCACGAAAAAGUUAUACGAAUGGGAAAAAAGUCAAGGGAUCAAACCUGAAUUUUCAACUUUUCAACUUCUUCAUCCAGCGUACAAAAUUUCCGCGAUCAAUAAAAACGCCGAUGCUAACCACGACACGUAUCCAAGAUCUUUAAAACGUUCCAAGUCCAUGAGUAGCGUCGUGGAGAGCAGUCAACGAGACGAAACUCCGAUUCGACAACCAUCGAGUCUAUCUUUAAACGACGCGACCAAUUUAGAAAACGGAGCUAAACUGAGGAUAGAUUCGAAGCAAACGAUCGCCGACGAGGAAAUGUUGGAGGAGUUGGCGUUGGACGAUUCGGAGCCGGAAGCAGUGAUCGUUGACAUCGAGGACGUCAUUGAGGAAACGGCAAGUCCUAUGGCCAAGUUCCAACCACAACAGACUCCAGUUUACUGUGUGACCGCCAGCGAGACAACCAGUAUUGCCAUACCACUUGGCACUGUAACCGCCAGUCACGAACCGUCGCCUGUUAUUCUCGUACAAGCCGGAGAAACCCAUCACAGAGUCCGCAAGCACUGCCGAUUUUCCACGUCGUACGAUGAACACGAGGAGUCUAAAAACGGUUUGCAGUCACACUCGGAGGCGACGCAGUCUGCAUCACGAGCAAAUAAUUCUGAUAGCAGCGACGACACUCGUAGAAGAAUAUUCGACGCAAACGACAUUAACAUUUGUGAAACGAUAAUCGAAGAGGAAGUUGCAUCUUUGCGCAUAGGAGAGGAAUCUAGCCCCAAUGCGGAGAUGUCGAGUGCCAAGCAAACCACGCACAACGAGCUUUUCGAACCGCUGGAGAGUACGACGAAAACUAUUAAUCCAAUCGUGAAUGCGAACAAAAACACCCGCAACGAUGACAAACCUAAAGAGUCGGCGAAGAAACGCGAGAAUGGAAGUAUAGCUGAGCCAGCGAGUGUCGCAUUGCCGUCGAUUGAUUCGGAGAGAAAGCUAUUCAAAACGUUCAUCACCUCGGGCAGUGUAACGAGGGAGAAUGGCGAUUGCAGUUUCGAAAAAUGCAUCGCAUCCAACGACGUGAUCAUCACUUGCGAUUCCAGAGAAGCACCCAAUAGCACGGAGAUGGACGACGUAAUAAUAACCGUGAGCAGCGACAUGCGACCGAAAAAAGUGUUGAAGACGCGAAGGCUGACGGACACGCAAGUGGGAUACAAAUGGCGUCGAUCGUCCGAACAACUCAACGACAAGUCUGCCGAGCCGAGCGACGAAUUGACCGUGUCGACGUUCCCGGAAAGACCGAGCGUCGAACGAAUCAUCAUCAACGAGAGCACGCUGAAUAAAAUCGUGGUCCCGACGAACUCGAACGAACAGCUGGCGAACGUGGUGCCAUCGAGCGACGCGAGCAAUCCUCAGCAGGCGACCGACGCCCACGAGGAGGAGGCCUACCGCCAAAGAAUAAGCGGCAAGUCCGAGUCGACAAGCGUGUUCGUGAAAACGAAGCGCAUGAUCUUCUCGCCGUUCAGUCGGCGCAACGCCAAAGACAAGAGCGCCGCCAGCUGCAGCCCUCAAAAGCCCGAGGCAGCCGAGGUGGCGGAGCAGCCGCGGCCGGAGCAGCAAGCGCCUCCGGCCUCGGCGUCGGUGAGCAGGAGCUCGACCCGCUCGGGCGUGUCCCAGAGAAUCCUCAACAUCCAGAGGAGCAGAUCGAGCUCCGAGUGUCCGAUCGCGAGCGAAAGGCGCCCGCCGCUGCCCCAGUCGCCGAUACUCGCUCGCAAGGACUACCGCAGGUCGUCGCCGAAGGAAACGGCGCCGAGCAUCCGCAUGAUGAUCCAGCGCUACAACCAGAAGCUCCAGGAGGAGUCGGGCAGUCCGGCCAGCAGCGGCAGCGGCUCGCCCAUCUGGAGGUCCCCCACCAGCGAGCGCAGAGUGCGCAAUCAGAUGGAGAGGUACCAGGAGGAGGUGCGUCGCGCGAUCGCCGGCUCGCCGAGGCGCGGCCCGCAGGACGGAAUGCGCCUGGAGAAGAGCGCCAGCGCCGGCCUCAUCCGGCCGUCGAGUCUGGCGGCGGCGCCGGGCGCCGCGCCGGCCGCGCCGGCCGCUCCGGCCGCGAGCGACAUCCCCGAGCGCGGCAGCGCCGACCUGCCGAGCGAGCCGCGGGCCGUCGGGCCGGACGCCGCCAAAAGGAAGAACAGCCUGCAGAACAAGAGCCCCGAGAUAUUCAGCAGCAUCGAGCAGUGCCUGGCGCCCGAGAGCACCACCCUGCCCAUGCGAGGCGAGGGCCAGAGCAGGAGGAGCUCCGCGGACGGCAGGAUCUCGCCCGAGCUGAUCCACAAGCUGGACGCGCUGAGGAGCGCAGCCGGGCGCCGGCAGAGCGCCUCGCCGGCCAGCGCGCACCACGCCAAGGACGACUUCCUGUCGCGCGGCCCCGGCUGCCGCUCGCACGACCCCUCGAUCGACAGCUCGUGCCGGCUCAGCCAGGCCGGCUCCAGCAGCUCCGUGGAGUUCGUCAAGUCGGCGAGCGCCGGCAUGAUAAACGUCGACUCGCGCACCUACGAGCGACUGCAGACCAACGAGGCGCGCAGCGGCACGCUCAGCAAGAUCGCCAGCAAGUUCCGCAGGGCCAAGCUGCGCAGGGCCAAGGACAAGGACAAGGACAAGAUGAGCACGGUCUCGAUGCUCUGCAGGCAGAGCCUCCUCGUCGACAUCCAGAACGGCGAGAUGUCCAAGAGCUGCCCGACUUCUCCGAGAGACGACGACGAGCACCACUCCAGAUUCAAGCAGCACAGAGAGAGCAGCUGAACUUUCGGCCACCGCCCGCGCCUUCGCAACUUCACUGGUUACCAAAGUAAUUGCCGUCUCGCUAUUUCGACCAAACGUCAUUCUCUGUACAAAAGUUUGUCUCUACGUGCGACGCUUCUUCGCUCUGUGUUAUUUCAUUCAUUAGACUUGUAAGUGGAAAAAAGAGUUCUGUACUCCAAUUGUUGUUUUGCGCUAUUUGUAUUGAUUUUUUAACUACUACUGUAAUAUAUCAAUCGUACCAGUUACCUGCUACUGUUGUGUUAUUAUGAACACGUUAUGUCAAUGAACUUGACUGACCUUUCACAUUUUUUUAUUGUACAAUUACGAUAUAAAACCAGUCUCUAAUAUCACUUUUGGCAUAUUGUCGCAACAUGAAAACAAUUUUCCAAUAUUCUCAAACACAUUUAGCGAAAAUCCUCUUUCUAUCCGAGUGUUGUCUAAUUCUGCAUACCUGGCCAUUUUUAUCAAACGUGGAUAUUACCUUUGCGACACUCCGUGCGGAAAGGUGCGUUUUUCCCGCACGCUCGGCAAAAAACGUGCGUUGAAAAUCGGACUUUCCACACGUCGUAUCAAAAAAUACGGUACGGCACAUAUUCGGGAAUGAGUUUCUCGCUUCGCUCGGACAUAAACGCCACACGAGGCAA
Molecule: messenger RNA, 6491 nt
Organism: Phymastichus coffea
Lineage: Eukaryota; Metazoa; Arthropoda; Insecta; Hymenoptera; Eulophidae
Exons: 14
Coding region: 589-5847 (1752 amino acids)
Source: RefSeq, a predicted model, not a curated record